This is a messenger RNA of Mauremys mutica (yellowpond turtle), 1787 nucleotides long. It is a transcript of the gene SHISA9, whose product is annotated as shisa family member 9. The coding region runs from base 16 to 1239 and encodes 407 amino acids. Gene Ontology annotation, biological process: regulation of AMPA receptor activity; regulation of short-term neuronal synaptic plasticity. The record is from RefSeq and is a predicted model, not a curated record. Gene Ontology annotation, cellular component: AMPA glutamate receptor complex; postsynaptic density; dendritic spine membrane. Lineage: Eukaryota; Metazoa; Chordata; Testudines; Geoemydidae. The transcript is spliced from 5 exons.
GGGCUGGGCGGCAGGAUGAAGGGCUUCCUCCGGCUGGCCCUGGGGUGCCUGGUGGCGGACCUGCUCACGCUGGUGUGCCGGGCGCAGGAGAAAGCCGGGCAGCACCUGGGCAGCAUCGUGGUGCUCUCCGGGGGGAACCACUCCGGCUUUGGGGAGCACGGAGACGCCUCGGAGCCGCCCCCGACCCCGGACUUCUGCCGGGGCUACUUCGACGUGAUGGGCCAGUGGGACCCGCCGUUCAACUGCAGCUCGGGGGAGUUCGUCUUCUGCUGCGGCACUUGUGGCUUCAGGUUCUGCUGCAAGUUCAAGAAGACCCGGCUGGACCAAAACACCUGCACGAACUACGAGACGCCGGUGUGGAUGAACACGGGGAAGCCGCCUGCCCGCAUCGACGACCCCCUGCACGACCCCACCAGGGAUAAAACCAACCUCAUCGUCUACAUCAUCUGCGGGGUGGUGGCGGUCAUGGUGCUGGUGGGGAUCUUCACCAAGCUGGGGCUGGAGAAGGCGCACAGACCGCAGCGGGAGCACAUGUCCAGGGCUCUUGCUGAUGUUAUGCGACCUCAGGGUCCUUGCUCAACAGAUCACAUGGAAAGAGACCUAAACAUUGUAGUUCAUGUGCAACAUUAUGAAAACAUGGAGACAAGGCCACCUGCAAAUAAUUUGCAUGGUCCACAGAUGAAUAAUGUGGUACCAACUUCUCCUCUCCUCCCUCAAAUGGCACAUCCACAUUCAUACCCCAGCAUCGGACAGAUCACAAAUCCUUAUGAACAACAGCCCCCGGGCAAGGAGCUUAACAAGUAUGCCUCCCUAAAGGCAGUCGGAGGGUAUGAUGGUGAUUUUCCUGUGAUGACACUUAAGUCAAAAGCUGACAAGGUCAAUGACGACUUCUAUUCCAAACGCAGACACCUUGCAGAACUGGCUGCCAAGGGGAGCCUGCCACUGCACCCAGUGCGCAGAGAGGAAGACAGAACGUACCCGCCUGACAAUGGCACGACCAGACAGAAUGGGCAGAAAUCCAAAGUCUCAAAGAUGCACACACACCCCUUAGCUUACAACACCAACUUCAAAACCUGGGACCCCAGUGUCCAGUCCCUCCGACGGCAGACAUAUGCAAACAAGGGAAAGCACGGCACAGGAGAACCAGCAGCAAGUGACCCACUGACAACUCGGAGCCAGCACUAUCUACCCCCACAGCCAUAUUUCAUAACUAACAGCAAGACAGAAGUGACUGUUUGAGAUUGCUUUUGAGAAAAAAAGAUCCCUUAAAAACAAAACACACACAUAAAUAACUGAAAGAGGCAAAAAAACAAGAUAUCAAGAAAGAAAGGAACUUCCACUUGGACAUUCCUGCUAUGAAGCCAAUUGUAAGGCAAAGAGUGGGCUAAUACCAUUCAGCAAUACACUGAAGGUUGAAUUAGAAACACCAUUUGUAUUUCACACUGGAAAACAAACCCUUGUGACUAAUUUUUUUUUACUUGAAACUGAAAUCCAUGAUGAGAAGUAGCACAAUCUAGAGAAACUUUAUGUCUGCUUAAACCAUUUACACUAUGUUCCUGCCUUGAGACAGAGAGCCAGUGAGAGAGAACAAUAUACUGUAAUACAUUGUUUUGGUCAGGAAUUUUGUAUAAAUUCUAAUAAUAAUAAUAAUCACUAGACCUGUGAAAACCCAAGUGCAAAUAACUUGGUACCAGCCCUAACAUUAUUGUACUUUCAUGCCAUCACUAUAUGAAGCGCAAAAAAAAAUCCCAAUAAAAUAGAAUAGACAAAAGACUCUUUCAUGUGAA